GUUCAGGAGGAACUCCAGUCAGUUUUACAUCUCACGGCUGCUGCUGAGGAUGGACGCUCGGAUCUUCACCCUGCACGUCCUGACGCUCUGCUGCCUCAUUCACGGCUCUCUGCAGGGUGUUUAUCAGCGGCGUCUCUACAAGGAGCUGAUGAGGAACUACAACCCGCUGGAGCGACCGGUCAGCAACGACUCCCACAGCCUGACCGUCCACUUCAGCUUCAGCCUGCUGCAGAUCAUGGACGUGGAUGAGAAGAACCAGGUGCUGACCACCAACAUCUGGCUACAGCUGUACUGGACAGAUUUCUACCUGCAGUGGAACAUGUCGGAUUAUCCAGGUGUGACCAACGUCAGAUUCCCCGACAGCCAGAUCUGGAGGCCGGACAUCCUGCUGUACAACAGUGCCGAUGAAAGGUUUGAUGCUUCCUUUCACACAAACAUCCUGGUCAACUCCACCGGCUACUGCCAGUACCUGCCACCAGGGAUAUUUAAGAGCACCUGUUACAUCGACGUCCGCUGGUUUCCGUUCGACGUGCAGCGCUGCGACCUGAAGUUCGGCUCGUGGACGUACGGCGGCUGGUCUCUGGACCUGCAGAUGAUUGAGGCUGAUAUCACCGGAUACAUCGCCAACGGAGAGUGGGACCUCGUGGAGGUUCCUGGACGGAGGAACGAGCGUUUCUACGACUGCUGUAAGGAGCCGUACCCUGACGUGACCUUCACCGUGGUGAUGAGGAGGAGGACGCUCUAUUACGGACUCAACCUCCUCAUCCCCUGCGUCCUCAUCUCCACCCUCGCGCUCCUCGUCUUCCUGUUGCCCGCCGACUCCGGAGAGAAGAUCUCACUGGGAAUCACAGUGUUGCUCUCCCUGACAGUCUUCAUGCUGCUGGUGGCUGAGAUCAUGCCAGCGACCUCUGACUCCGUUCCUCUCAUAGCUCAGUACUUCGCGACCACCAUGGUGAUCGUGGGUCUGUCGGUCAUCGCCACCGUUCUGGUUCUGCAGUAUCAUCACCACGACCCCGACGGAGGACACAUGCCGCAAUGGACUCGUGUGAUUUUGUUGAACUGGUGCGCCUGGUUCCUGCGGAUGCGUCGUCCCGGCGAGGCGAAGGUCCAACUGGCGUGUCCCAACACCGCCAAGCGUCGGCGUGGCAGCCUGUCCAGCCUUGAGCUCAGCGUCAGCCAGGGGUCGCUGCGACAUCAUCCCCAGGUAACCAACGGCAACCUCCUGUACGUCGGGUUCCGUGGCAUGGAGGGGUUGCACUACGCCUCGCCCAGCGAACCCGAGCUCCUGUGCUCGCGGCUGGUUGGAGGUGGCGUCAGCAGCGGGGAGGACGUGCUGAGAGCAGGAGGCGGGGCCGGAGUAAGAGGAGGAGGAGGAGGAGGAGGAGGAGGAGGAGGAGUAGGUGGAACAGCGGGGGGCUCGCCACUGGAGGCGGAGCUGAACCAGAUCCUGGAAGAGGUGAGAUACAUCGCCAGGCGUUUCCGCGGGCAGGACGAGGAGGAGACGGUCUGCAACGAGUGGAAGUUUGCUGCUGCGGUGAUCGACCGGCUGUGUUUGGUGGCGUUCUCGCUUUUCACCAUCCUCUGCACCAUCGGCAUCCUCAUGUCGGCUCCCAACUUUGUGGAGGCCAUUUCCAAAGACUUCUUCAGCUGAGGACGAGGAGAAGACGAGACGACUAUAUUUUUCUUAUUGUCAACAAAUCCCACGAAAACACCCAAACCAACAAACCAUCUCUCAGAACUUUUCUCCUUCCCAACCUUGUGUCUCUCAGCUCUGAGCCCAUUAGUCCCUACAGAAGAUAUAAAUCUUUAAAAACACCUCAGAAAUGUUUAGUUUUCUGUUUAAAAAAGGCUCAGUAGUUUCCUGAAACAGCUGUCCACUGUAGAUUUUAACAAACAGGAGGGAAUAUUGCAUUUAUUGGAGACUAUUUUCAACAGCAGAUUAAUCCACAUUUGGUGCUCUAGUUAGUAUUUCUGGCAGCAGGAUGGUGUGUGUAGGAUUAAGUAAAAAUAAAU
This is a messenger RNA of Thunnus maccoyii (southern bluefin tuna), 2013 nucleotides long. RefSeq names its product neuronal acetylcholine receptor subunit alpha-7. Bases 50 to 1651 code for a protein of 533 amino acids. Gene Ontology annotation, cellular component: postsynaptic membrane; neuron projection; synapse. Gene Ontology annotation, molecular function: acetylcholine-gated monoatomic cation-selective channel activity; transmembrane signaling receptor activity. The transcript has 10 exons. The record is from RefSeq and is a predicted model, not a curated record. NCBI's taxonomy places the organism in Eukaryota, Metazoa, Chordata, Actinopteri, Scombriformes, Scombridae. Gene Ontology annotation, biological process: signal transduction; monoatomic ion transmembrane transport; chemical synaptic transmission.